AUGAACAACCAAAAGAAGAUUCUAUUGCUGCUGCUGCUGGUGGCUGUGUUGCACAACAUUUCAGCGAGGAGUAGCUUCGGAGUGCCGCUGUGGCAGUUGCAGUUUCCCGAGCAACCACAGAGCCAGCAACAGGAAGAGCCACAGCCACGGCUCCUUGCCAGUGUGAAUGCUGGCGGCUAUGAGGACGAACUGCAACAGCUGCUGCUGCUCUCCUCUGGCCUCAGUCCGGCCCAGCUGCUGCAGCGCUAUCAGCCGCGCACUCAGGACGAUAGCCAUGGCCGCUUCUUGGGACACUUUCCCGGCAAAUCUGGCAACGGCGGCACCACACUCUUGGUUGUGACUGCACCCCUCAGUCCACCGGCGAACGUCACGAAUGUCAACAACAAUAUAAACAGCCUGAACAAUACGAGCAGCACUCCGGCAGCGGCAGCUGCGGCAGGCACUCGCUUUGGGGAGUUCAUACGCAGUCCGAUCGGGUAUCCCGCAUCCAGUCUGCCAAUGCAGUACUUCCGCACGCGCCAGGACGAGGCCUCCUCCCAGCUGCCAUACGCAGGCUAUGGCUGGAAUGAGGCAGCGCUCUAUGGCGCCGGCUUGGACGGAGGAUUGGCUGGAGGCUUAUCCCCGCAUGUCUUCGGUGCUGGCAUGCCCCUGGUGCCCAUUACCAUUGGCAACGAGGUGCGCUACGUGCCCCUGAAUCUGCGCAUGUUCCGGCAGCUUGCCAGCAUGCCGCUGCCUCUGCCCGUUCGGGAGAGCGAUGAGGAGCGUCCCACCAACGACGAGCAGCUGUCCCUGGCCAUGACUGACGAGGCGGAGGAGCCCGAGGAUCCCAUUGAGACCCUGACCGCUGGACAAACCCCCACGGAGGGCUUUGCUCGCUUGGGACAACGUCUGAGGCAGCGUCCCCUGAUGCGGCGCAAUCCGCUGCAGAACUUCGCCCAGAACCUCCGACGAGUGCAGUAUCUGUGA
Molecule: messenger RNA, 966 nt
Organism: Drosophila subobscura
Lineage: Eukaryota; Metazoa; Arthropoda; Insecta; Diptera; Drosophilidae
Exons: 1
Coding region: 1-966 (321 amino acids)
Source: RefSeq, a predicted model, not a curated record